CCGGGCAUCGGCAAUUAAUUAGACUAUCCUACCCUGAGAAAGAUAAAUUUAUUUACAUAAAGCUUUAAUAUUUGCGUGAAAAAAACUGCACUAAUGCUUUUGGUAUUAUGGAUAACAAUGAACCGUAUAGAGCUACGAAAUUGUGGAAUGAAGUGAUUCUGGCUUUCCGAUCUGGAAUGCCAGUCAAGAAACACAGACAUCGUAUUCAUACAUACAGUGAUUGCUUUACAGCAUCAGAAGCUGUGACAUGGCUGCAUUGUUAUCUACUGAAUAAUCCAAAUUUUGGUCCUGAUGUGACAAGUUCUGCAUUAAAACUUCAAAGAUAUACCAGGGCUCAGCUAGGAAGUGCUGAAAUGUUAUGGAAAGUCGAGGAAAGGAAAAAUAAUCAAGAAAAGAAACAAACUAUUCAUUUAUUACAGAAAUUUUUAAAAUGUCACGUGAUUGAAAGCUGCCUUUUUCAGUCUAAAAAGACUGAAUUCUCUGAUAAUUCUCAUUUAUACAGAUUUAAUGUGUUGUCUCCUCAACAAUACAAAACAUUACCUCUACACCUUAUACAAAAAUCCUCCCCUGACUUUACUAGAAAUAAAGAGAAUGGUUUCCAUAAAGAAAAUUUCACAUCUAAACAUGUACAACAAGCACAGAAAGAAAACCUACCAGAAUGUCGCUUUGUGGAAAGGAAGCUCUCUUUGGCCGAAAUAGCUGCUAUAUGGAAAAGUGUCACUCUAUCCAGGUUGGCAAAGACAGUGCCCUCAAUAAUUGAUAUUUUGGAUGAAAAUUUCAUUGAUGGUCAUGUAAUAAAACAUAAUGUAUCUCGUCUUAGCAAGACUGGUGUUGUUUGUCUCAUAGAUAAAACAGAUGACAUUCCACACUGGAUUAUAUCAGCCAUGAAGUGUUUAGCGAAUUGGCCUAAUGCAAGUGGAAGUGGCAGUUGCUUACCAAAUUAUCCUGGAUUUGAAAAAGAUGUAUUUAAAGUUGUGAGGGAUUUUUUUUUGAAUCCACAAGUUCCUUUACUACCAUCUUCAUUAUCAUUGGUUCUCAUAAAAGUUUUUUGUCAUUUUAUGCAAAGUCCUUUUGAGAAUUCAAAUAAUGAAUUUUCAUACACUGAAGGAAGAUCAAAUUCAUCUGCACCUGAUGUGAAGACAUCUACACCUGUGUAUAAUAAUGAUUCUGUAGCUGUGCAUUCUGAGACAGAAAACUUUUCUGUACGAGAAAAUUAUGAAGGUAGACUGCUGCUUGACGAUCCCAAAGCAAUGUGGGAUUAUCCAUCUGUUUAUUUUGAAACAGAUUUUGAAACCAUAAAUCCAGUAACUAGAAUGAUACCUGAUAAUCACAUUUUUAAAGCAAGGAACACUUGCAAUCAGAUUCAUGGAAGUGCUGAAUCAAUCAGCACAAUCAGUGUUUGUAGUCAGCAACAGUUCCAUACACCAGUCAGGUCAUGGAAUUCUGAAUUAAAUUUACAAGAUGAUAAAACACCUCUUGUUUCUCAGAAUUCGUUACUCUCAUCAAGCAAAAAAAUAUCUUCAUUUAAAAGUCUCAACUCUUCAAAACAAAGUCGCACAGUUCACAGAUAUUCAUAUUCAUCAUGUGUGUAUUCGAAUGCGAACAAUGACUUAAAUACCUCAAGCUCAAGUUCAAAAACAAUUAUUGCAACUGAUGAAGCUGUUGAAUCUAAUAACGGCAAAUUUCCUGAAAGUGAAUCAAAUAAAUGUUUGGAAUCUCACAUAGAAAAUUCAUUGCAGGCUAAUAAUUCUAACUGUAUUUCUAGUCAUUCAGUUCAUUCAUCUCAAAAUCAAAAUUUAUGUGCUAGUUCAGGAUAUAUGGAAGAAAAAAUAUAUCCUGAAGAACUUAAGUCAUGCUUUCAGUUGAUACUGCUAUUCUUACUACCUCCAAACAGAAGACAACUUCAUUUAUUACUUCGUGUAAUAAGUAAAAUACUGAAAAAUGGCAAAUUGAUUUUUGCAGAUUUGAAGUGUUCCAUGAGGGAAUAUCUUUUGGAAACAUUUCUACCAGCUAUAGUGCAAUGUGAAAAGAAUCAAAAAGUUAUUUAUGAAAUGGUGUCUUUCCUCUUGGAUAACUGCGAAGCAUUAUUACAACCACCAAGUGACCUCAAAAAUGAAGUUGAAGAAAUGUCUCAGUUACGAAGGAUUAAAUGUUCUAUGGAUGAUACCUGUUUUCUAACAUAUUGUGAACUGGUUUCAAAACAGCAGUAUGAAGAACAAAAAGUAACUCUCUCUACUGAAGCUCUUAAAGACCUUCUAACAAGUAUCAUGAAUGACAAAAAUAUUAGUGCUAAAGAAAGGAAAAAGAAACUUAGACAAUUUAAAGAAAAUCAUCCGGAGGUGUAUUACCUGCAGUUUCCUGAAAAACUGGAUGAACAUUCAUCAAAAUUGAAGAAAUCUUUUUUAAACAGACUAGUGAAUUUACGAAUAUAGCAGGUCUAAAAAAUAAUAAAAGAAACGAAAUACUGCAAAUAAUGUUAAAACUAUAAUAUAAUAAUCAAUCUCAAGUAACAGGUUUUGGAUAUGAGAAAAUUUCAUAAUUUAUUUGCUGAUAUUCUUAUGCUGAGUAUUUAAUUAGCACAUAUUACUGAUAUGUGAUGGAGACAAACAAAAUUUAAUAUUUCUUGCAUUAAGUAUGUACUUAAUGUUAGUUUACCAUUUUGAUAGGUUUGUUACUGUAAUUUCAAUAAUAUAUUUUUACAUCAUUAAUAAUAUGUUUUAUUGUGCAGAUUCAUAAUUUUUUGCUAUAUCAUGGUUUUGUGCCAUAGAUAUUUUUAAUUGUG
This is a messenger RNA of Stegodyphus dumicola, 2782 nucleotides long. RefSeq names its product DEP domain-containing protein 1A-like. Gene Ontology annotation, biological process: intracellular signal transduction. The record is from RefSeq and is a predicted model, not a curated record. NCBI's taxonomy places the organism in Eukaryota, Metazoa, Arthropoda, Arachnida, Araneae, Eresidae.